Molecule: messenger RNA, 1323 nt
Organism: Poeciliopsis prolifica (blackstripe livebearer)
Lineage: Eukaryota; Metazoa; Chordata; Actinopteri; Cyprinodontiformes; Poeciliidae
Gene: ggh
Product: gamma-glutamyl hydrolase (conjugase, folylpolygammaglutamyl hydrolase)
Exons: 9
Coding region: 8-970 (320 amino acids)
Biological process (GO): tetrahydrofolylpolyglutamate metabolic process
Cellular component (GO): vacuole
Molecular function (GO): gamma-glutamyl-peptidase activity
Source: RefSeq, a predicted model, not a curated record
AAUAAGAAUGACUUUAUCAACAACGAGUUCCUCGCUGUCUACGUCUACAGAAAUGUUUACUUUGGUUCUUUUUAUUUCGCUUAUUAAUCUCCAGUUUUGUUCAUCAACUGACAGAAAUGACAAACCAAUAAUCGGUGUUCUGGCUCAGGAGGUCUUCUCCCCGAACCCGAACCAGACGGCCUACAUCGCGGCCUCCUAUGUGAAGUUUCUGGAGGCUGCUGGAGCCAGAGUCGUGCCGGUCAUGAUUAACAAGACACCGGAGGAAUACAAGACUCUGUUCAGCUCUAUUAAUGGGAUCCUGUAUCCAGGCGGCGGAGUUAGCAUCACCUCAUCUGGCUACCAAAAAGCUGCCAAAAUCUUCUACGAUCUGGCCAUUGAGGCGAACAAGAGGGGCGACUAUUUCCCGGUGUGGGGGACCUGUCUGGGUUUUGAACAGCUCAUGUAUUUGACGAGUGAAAAUACUCAGCUGUCACACACCAACACGAGCGGCGUCGCCUUGCCGCUCAACUUCACUCCAGAGGUGAAAGGCAGCAGGAUGUUUGAGGCCUUUCCUCCUGACCUCAUGUCAGCUCUGUCCGCCGAGCCGCUAACAGAAAACUCCCACUACUGGAGCCUCGGCACGCUGACUUACAACACAAACGAGGACCUGAAGAGUUUCUAUAAAGUCCUCUCAACAAACACAGACGGAAACAUCGAGUUUGUGUCAACAGUGGAAGCUUACAGUUACCCUGUUUAUGGAACGCAGUGGCAUCCAGAGAAAAAUGCCUUUGAGUGGUCCAGGCCUUACAUUCCUCACUCUCCAUCGGCAGUCAGGACGACUUUCUACACGGCCCACUUCUUUGUGAACGAAGCACGGAAGAACUUUCACAGGUUUCAGUCUAAGGAGGAAGAGAACAAAGCGCUGAUAUACAACUAUAAUCCUGUUCACACUGGAAGCACCAGCAGCUUUGAGCAAAUUUAUUUAUUCUGAAAAUCCUCUGCACAAAGCUGCUCUGCUUUAAUAUGGACUUGAUAUAUUUAGUUUUCUAAUUAUCUGAAAAUGUUUUGCACUGGGAAUUGAAUGAAGCGUCUGUGUUAUCGAUUAGCAUCACCAGCUUCUUUUUCAAGAGCUUUUCUGUUUGUUGUAAACACUUUUUGCUAAUUUCUUAAUUGUUUGAAAUGCUAAGUUGAAUUUUUCUCCUGGCCUUAACUUUAACCACUUUAACCACUUUAACUUUAACCACUCCAACUAGAUCUGAGUAUUGAAUUAGAAACUGCUUCUUUAUACAAAGAAUGUAAAAAAAAUCUAAUGUAAUAAAGAAGAUGCUGUUUAUUCUUUGUCAA